Molecule: messenger RNA, 1227 nt
Organism: Cyphellophora europaea CBS 101466
Lineage: Eukaryota; Fungi; Ascomycota; Eurotiomycetes; Chaetothyriales; Cyphellophoraceae
Exons: 3
Coding region: 1-1227 (408 amino acids)
Biological process (GO): ergosterol biosynthetic process; fatty acid beta-oxidation
Molecular function (GO): acetyl-CoA C-acetyltransferase activity
Source: RefSeq, a predicted model, not a curated record
AUGGCCACCAACGGUGUGAAAGCCUCGCCAUCUCUACCUCCUGUAUACAUUGUCGCAGCCGCAAGAACGCCCGUGGGUAGCUUCUUGGGCUCCCUUUCCUCUUUGACUGCUCCUCAACUCGGCUCCCAUGCCAUCAAAUCUGCGCUCCAGAGAGUGCCCGAGAUCAAGCCCUCAGAUGUCCAGGAAGUCUUCUUUGGCAAUGUCAUCUCGGCCGGCAUUGGACAGAACCCUGCUCGCCAGUGCGCCCUUGGUGCCGGUCUGGAGAACUCCACCGUUUGCACUACGGUCAACAAAGUCUGCGCCUCUGGUGUCAAAGCCAUCGUGCUUGGAGCCCAAACCAUCAUGACUGGCAAUGCCGAUAUCGUCGUCGCUGGUGGUGCCGAAUCCAUGUCCAACGCUCCUCACUACCUCCCCAACCUCCGCACCGGCGCCAAGUUCGGUGACCAGACACUGGUCGACGCAGUCCUCCGAGAUGGCCUCACAGAUGCCUAUGGCAAGAAAGAGCACAUGGGUCUGCAGGCUGAGGAAUGCGCACAAGACCAUUCCUUCAAUCGUGAACAACAAGACGAGUACGCCAUUCAGUCAUAUCAAAGAGCGCAGGCGGCGCAUAAAGACGGUCUCUUCGAUUUUGAGAUGAGCCCUGUUGAGAUUCCUGGUGUCCGAGGAAAGCCUGGCACCACGGUGGACAAGGAUGACGAGCCCAAGAACCUCAAUGUCGAUAAGCUGAAAUCCAUGAAGCCUGCCUUCAUCCCUAAUGGCGGUACCGUCACAGCGCCCAAUGCCUCGCCGCUAAAUGACGGUGGCGCUGCAGUCGUCCUCGUGUCGGAGGAAAAAUUGAAGGAGCUGAACAUCAAGCCUCUCGCAAAGAUCCUGGGCUGGGGCGACGCUGCUCAGCAACCCAGCAAAUUCACCACGGCUCCGGCCAUUGCCAUUCCCAAAGCGCUCAAGCAUGCCGGAAUCAAGCAGGAGGAUGUUGAUGCAUUCGAGAUCAACGAAGCUUUCAGCGUGGUAGCUCUCGCCAACUUGAAGCUACUGGGUCUCAAGGACGACAAGGUCAAUCUACACGGCGGUGCGGUUGCCAUUGGUCACCCUCUUGGUGCCAGCGGUGCCAGAAUCGUCUGCACCCUCCUAGGUGUUUUGAAGGCAAAGAAGGGCAAGAUCGGCUGUGUGGGUAUCUGCAACGGCGGCGGUGGGGCUAGUGCGCUCGUCAUUGAGUCACUGAUGUAG